AUGAAGCCAAUUACUGCUCGUGGCAGGCCUGAAUCCCCUAACGACUCACAACAAGCUUCAAAUGAACAGCAAGGAUGGAGCAUGGCUUCAUUAACGAAUGGCAAUUUCUUCGAACAUUCGCACCAUCCUGUGUCUUUUGAGCUUGAUUUGUCGGGGAAUUUUCAGUAUGUUAGUGACAACUCGCCUGAUUUACUUAAUGUUCCUCAGGACCAAGUUGUUGGUCAUUCCGUGAAGGACUUUCUGGGUAAAACCGGAUUAGAAGCGUUUGUUAAAGCCGCAAAAUGUUUGUUAGAAGAUGAUUCCCAUAGCUACCAUAUUCGACUGAAACAUCCUUCGAAGAAUUCUCUUACACAGCAUUCUCAUGCCCCUAACCACACUUCUCCUCUCACCUACGAAGACAAUGAUAUUCCUCUUGAGCAAUUUGAUGCUGUUGGUAUUUUAAUCCGGAACUGCCAUACAAAUACGCCCGACCAUACAAUGUGGGUUGCUCAUCCUGUCAAUAAUAGUACAGUCGAUUCAAAAUCUUUUGCACAUAAUAUUUUGGAAGUCAUUGGUCUCAGUUCUGGUCUUCUAGACCAGUAUUUAUCUUCCUUGCGCGAAUCUUUCUACAAAACCGGUAAUUUACAGUUUUUACCUCAUCCUCGGCCGGAGUUUUGUCAAAUAUGUGAAAGAAAUAUUCAAUCAUGGUUCUUUGAAGUUCAUUCUAAGCUUUGUUUAAUCACCAGCACAUUUGAAUCUAUUGUGCAAUCUGCUCAAGAUUCGCUGCUCUAUUUUCGCUCUACCUUACUGCAGAUUCAAGAUCAAUUACUUGAAAAACCUUAUUUAAUUCCGCUAUACAAAGAUGAAGCGUUGAUAUUGUAUCCCAACUACGACACGUCAUCUUUAUCAGUUCCUAAGGAUAUAAAAAAGGAGUCCUCUGUUUCCCUCUUGUCUGCCUUUUUAAACCAGAUCACAUACUAUUUGAAUUUGGUCAUAGGCAUAAGCAUACCUCCUGUCAAAGUCAUUGUAAAUUUCGAUAACGUGGAUUCUCUUCGAUUACAGUCCCCAAUAUCAGAAGUAUCUAUAGAUGAAUUGCAAAACUUCACACCAUCUCUUCAAAAUUGCUCACAGGCAGUCAUCAACCUUUGGAGAGAUUUAAGAACUGCAUUCGAUACUAAAGUUAUUGGAAUAACCCGAUUGAAAAACGCUGUAUAUUAUUCUGAGCGAAUUCGAUUGGAAGUGGAUUAUCAUGUUCAAGAAGUGAUUGAUAACGUUGUUUCUGAAUUGUUAUCUUUUCAAAACUCACAAUACGUUGAGGGCUUAACUUUAGACGCUCCUUCAGUAUCUCUUCCAGGAACUGUUGAAAAUACUGUCAAAGUAAUGAACCCACAGUUUAAACAGGAUAACGACUUUCUACCUGAUUCGGACUCGAAUUCUGAUCUCUCUAGGUCUUCCUCAUGUUCUCUGCUUACGCAAUCCCAUCCAUAUUGCUUAAGCAAUGGCUCCGAUUGUGGCUCUGCUCAAAUGAAUGAAUUUCCUGACAUGCAGUUAUCUUUACAGCGUCUUAAGGUGACCGAUCCAUGCUGUUCCGAUCAUAAGUCUGAGAAUUCGAGAUUUUUAUCCCCAAAUUCCAGUCCUCGGUUCUUAGCUUCUGAUGCUUCAGUACACGGUUUAUCGUUGAAUGCUCGUACAUCACUGAAUUCACGUGGACGGUCAAAGAAUCUAUCUGAAAAAGAUUUACGACUUCCGUCUCCAUCUCCUCGUGUACAUACAAUUCUGCCCUCAGCUGCCCAUAGUAAUCCUUCAAUUAAUGAUUAUAAGAUUUUAAAGCCAAUUAGCAAAGGUGCGUUUGGGUCUGUCUACCUGGCACAGAAAAGAACUACUGGUGAUUACUUUGCAGUCAAAAUCUUAAAAAAGUCGGACAUGAUUGCUAAAAAUCAAGUAGUAAAUGUACGGGCUGAACGUGCAAUAUUGAUGGCUCAAGGAGAAAUCCCUUUUGUCGCCAAAUUGUAUUAUACAUUCCAGUCUAGAGAUUAUCUUUAUCUUGUUAUGGAAUAUUUGAAUGGAGGGGAUUGUGGAUCACUUUUGAAAACAAUGGGGAUCCUGGAACUUGAUUGGAUUCACAAGUAUUUAGCUGAAAUUGUUUUGUGCUUGGGCGCUCUACACAACAGAGAAAUUGUUCAUCGUGAUAUCAAACCCGACAAUCUGUUAAUUGCUCAGUCGGGUCACCUCAAACUGACAGAUUUUGGAUUAAGCAGAGUAGGUUAUCUGAAGAGACAAAACAGAAGUGAUAGUGAGUCGAGCUUUGCACCUAACUUAGCGGAAUGUCCGGGUUCUUUGUCGGAUCUUUCAUUGAGUACUGCUUCAUCUUAUAUAGACACGCAUUCUGCAGGUACUGUGGAUUCAACUAAAAGGCCUACGCUCAAUGAAAGAUUACUAUCAUUAGAUGGAACGAGUAUUAGGCUUGCUUCUCAAAGCUUUAGCCUUGAAAAUGGGCCGGAAGAACUACUGGCUGCUAGAAAGUCUAAUAAUGCCGUUAGCAAUGAUAAAAAUCGAGCUCAAGCUAUAGAUUCACCAAAAACCCAGCCAUUCCUUGAAAAUCGUGAUUCGUUCAAGAGAUUUAUUGGAACUCCAGAUUACAUUGCCCCUGAAGUUAUUUUAGGUAAUCCUGGGAUCAAGGCAAGUGACUGGUGGUCUGUGGGCUGCGUUUUGUUUGAGUUCCUUUUUGGGUAUCCGCCUUUUAAUGCAGAUACCCCGACUGAGAUUUUCAAAAACAUUCUCGCGCGAAAAAUUGCAUGGCCUGAUAAUACUAACUUCCUUGACUUAGGCGAUGCUGUAGAUUUAAUUAACAGAUUGUUAUGUAUGGAACCAUCUGAAAGACUGGGAGCUAAAGGAGUGGAAGAAGUUAAAUCGCAUCCUUUUUUUAGGGGCGUUAGUUGGGACAACGUAGUGAACGAGGAACCUCCGUUUGUUCCAAAGCCUUUCGCUCCUGAUGAUACAAUAUAUUUUGAUCCCAGAGGGUUGGAUGAGUUUGAUUAUAAUAAUCACUACACAGAACUUUCUGAACAUAUUCCUCUUAAAGAACCUGAGCCUGAAAGUGUCGCUUCUUCAGUUCCUCAGCAUCUUAAACCUGGCGCAAGGAUGAAUCGAAUUAGAAGCAAUACCAUAGAUUCACCGCCAGAAUUUGGAAGCUUCAGUUAUCGCAAUUUGGAUGUUUUGGACAAGGCGAAUCGAAGCACCAUACAGAAGCUUAAGAAAGAGCGUGAGAGUCAGACAUCCAAAGACCACGUGGAAGAUGUUAACGACUGCAUGGCUAAUCGCACUCCAGAUUCUUUUCUGAGUGCACAUACAUCUCGACGCGCGUCGGUUGCUGGCAUGGAAACACCUGUGGGAGCUCAGUCGAGGAGCGAGUUUUCUUUAGAUACGAAUUCUACAGAAAGCGCUAAGAAAUUGGAUCAUAAAAAAUUGGUCGCUUAUUUUACUAGUCUUCAGCUCAAUGAACAGGAAGAUCCCUAG
Molecule: messenger RNA, 3495 nt
Organism: Schizosaccharomyces osmophilus
Lineage: Eukaryota; Fungi; Ascomycota; Schizosaccharomycetes; Schizosaccharomycetales; Schizosaccharomycetaceae
Gene: cek1
Product: serine/threonine protein kinase Cek1
Exons: 1
Coding region: 1-3495 (1164 amino acids)
Biological process (GO): intracellular signal transduction; peptidyl-serine phosphorylation
Cellular component (GO): cytoplasm; nucleus
Molecular function (GO): protein serine/threonine kinase activity; ATP binding
Source: RefSeq, a predicted model, not a curated record